UGAUGUGUCAAAAAAAAGUGGUACAUGGGCCAACCUUGUUCUGGUGUAGGAUGUGACGAUUUAUGCUGGGAGCAACGGUUUAAACUAAUCGUCGAUCAUUCACACACGAAAUCACCGAAACAGAGAGUGGAACAUGGUCUUGAGGCCACAAAUUUAAGCGCUGUAAGUGGCACAGUGAAUACAUUGCUAGUGUAAGUGGUUCUGAUAAAUUCUUCGAGUGAUCGCGAUUGCGUGCGUGCGGUGUUGUUGUGUUCUGAUCCGCUUCGAAAGAGUUGAAUGACCAGAAAGAUGAAGUUGUAUUUGCUUCUAACAAUCCUGUUAUCUUUAUUCGAGUUCGGAUACGUGGCUCCAGCCUUCGGAGAUGCCUUUCGCGUUGGAACGGAGGAAACGUUUGAUUUUUCCAACGUAGUUCAUGUGGGCAACGGUAAAAAUGCAACUCUUCCAUUUGGGUAUCAAACACAUGCAACGGUUAUUGUGGGAUCGGUGUGGGGCGAUGAUGAAUCAAAGUUAUUGAAAAUUCAGGUGCAAAAUCCCUCGCUUGUUAGCAUUCCAGAUGGCAAAGUUGGAACGAUGAUUGGAGCAGAAUCUCCGUUUUACGCGUGGUGGAAUUUAGGGCAAAUCAAAGAGGUUUAUUUUGAAGCUUCAGACGCACUACCAGUGAGAAACUUUAAGAAAGGAAUAUGUGCCCUGUUCCAGUAUCAGCUGCUAGAUGGCACGUACAGUGAGGUGGAUCCUUCUGGGGAGUGUGAAACUAAGUACAUAUCGCACUCUUCCACCCGUUAUCACAAGUCCAAGGGAAACUGUCAUUACGAUGCAAAGCGGAUGCAAAGAUCGGAAUAUGGUUUACGAAGCAAUCUUAAAACAUCGCGCAGUACGGAUUUCACCGUGUCUACGGACGGCGCGCUACAAAAAAUCAAAAGCCAGGACUACGUGAAAUACUUGCUGAACGCACAGGAUCGGUUUGGACCGUACUAUGAGUCAAUCAUGCAAAUGAACGUGCAAGGAAGCACUCAAAAAACGUCAACGCUGGAAGGAUCAGACAUUGCAGGGAUCGUCAAAAAGUUGUCCCUGGAGAAGGAAACGCUUCUGACAGAGGAGUAUAAAUCAUCGUGCAAAGAUAAUAAUUGCGAUAACAUUAUCAGUGUAUUUAAGCAGCUUAAAAAUUCUCUAACGAAUGAUAAUGUCGGCAAAGAGGCAUCUGCUACGGCAAUGGUCGACAUGUUGCGGGCAGCACGAAAAGCGACAAAAGAAGAUUUAGUGCGUAUUAUCAAAGCAAAAUCAUCCAAUGAUAUGAAAGGUCAAAUAGUUGAUAUACUGGGAGCAGCACAGACGAUAGCUUCUCACCAGGCUGCCAAAUCAGAAUUGCUAAGCAGCUCAGACGAUGAAAAUAUGUUCCUUGCAGAACGUUAUUUACAAGCGCUUGCUAUCGGCACGCGUCCAAAAAAGGAAAUUGUUGCCGAUUUGUUAGAAAUGGCACUAAAAGAGCACAUGAAUGUUAAGUUUUACGAUAGCCUUAUCCAAUGUCUGGCAGCAGUAACUCGUCGAUAUGCUCAACUCGAAGGAAACUCUUAUGAGACAGAAGUGGUGAAGAAGGUGGUUAAUUUUCUGGAAGAAAAGAUCGACGAAUGCUCAAGAGAAGAUUGUAAGCUUAAAUUCAUACGCGGACUGCAAAACCUCAAGUGCCCUAGAACAGCGGAUAGAUUGAUAGAACUUGCUCAAGAAUCCACCAAAGCCGUCAGUGUAGCAGCAAUGAAAGCUCUGCGCUCGUUUUCUGUCUAUUUAUGGAACGAUGAGUUCAGGGCCAAAUUCGAAGAUAUUUUCUUCCAGGUGUCGAAACGUUAUGAUUCUAGUGCACGAACUCUGGCGCUGGAUAUAUUAUUGGAUCUGAAGCCGGAUCAAGAUGAGCUAUCGCAUCUAGUACAAUUUUUGAAAUCGAAGGACAAAGCGUACGAAGUGAAGCAGUAUUUGCUGCAGAAACUGCGGAUGGCUGCCGCACAAUGCUCAGAAUUUGGAGCAAUGCUGAAGAAUAUUAUCGAAAAAGAUGGCCUUCUAAACAACUACAACAUACUCGCUCCCAAGGGACUAUCCACGGCAUUAAGUCGCAAAUUUUCGACCGCUCCGUCAUUUAAUGCCUCGCUUACCAGCUUGCAAGAGAUGAGUGGAGGUGUGUUGAAACGUGGCAUCGUUGAUUUGACCCUGGAUGUAAGCGACGAAAAGAUGAGCUUGUUCACGCUAGGGUUGUACGCAGGAGGAAUGUCGUCGUUUGUUAGUAGCAAUGACGAGGAACAGAUAACAGACAAUAACGAAGAGGAAGAUACAACAGCUGGUAUGGAGCUGUCGGUGCAGGGCGUGGUAAUGAGGCCGUUGGAAUUUUUCAACGGUAAGGGAGAAUUGAUGGGACAUGUUUGGAGCGGUACAGCAUCGGAGCCUACACCAGCCUACCAGGCCAUCACACUGUUGCAAGACAACGAAGAACGGUUUGCUUCGCACAAUGGUGUAACGCUGGCGCUCAGUUCUACCGGAGCAAUAUCGAUUGAUCUAAACGGUCAGGUGACUAUGAGCUUAUGGGGUCGAAACGCGCAAUCCAAGGUAGAACAGAAUACUGGAAUCAGCAUGACUAGCAGGUUAUCUUUUGAUACAUCUUUUGCAUCAGUUGAUGUUCGGUUCAGCUCCGUGCAGGCCCCACAGCUGCAUUUGUCUUCUGCUCUAGACUUCUCCGGUGAUCCUGCUUUGUGCAUGCAACUAGUUCAGCCCAAGAGUACACUCAAACAUCGAUUUGUCGGCACAAUAGAUUUAAUAGGAACAAAGCACCAAGCAUCACGCAAAACUACGAAAACAUUUAAGCUGAAUGGAUUAACGCAUUCACUGAAUAGGAAAAAUAACGAUAUGUGUAAUUUGAUUUCAAAAAGCUGAUACCGAGUCUCAAGUAAGCCAUGACACGCGGAUAGAUUGCAAAAAUAAUUAACGAGGAAGUUAAGAAAAUUAGGAAAUUGUUCAAGCCGGGUAAAGUUAAAUAUGCAACUAUCAUAAUGGACCAUUCCUAUGAAAUCUCUUUUACAUCACUUCACUUACUGAAUCUGACAUUGACUUACAAUUGUGCAAUUCUAAUGACAAAUAUAGUGAUAAUAUAACACCGAUAAUGGGGCUCCCUUUUGUUCCCUUUUGGGUUUGA
Molecule: messenger RNA, 3172 nt
Organism: Anopheles coluzzii
Lineage: Eukaryota; Metazoa; Arthropoda; Insecta; Diptera; Culicidae
Gene: Mtp
Product: microsomal triacylglycerol transfer protein
Exons: 5
Coding region: 277-2913 (878 amino acids)
Biological process (GO): lipid transport; lipoprotein metabolic process
Cellular component (GO): endoplasmic reticulum; basolateral plasma membrane; Golgi apparatus
Molecular function (GO): lipid binding
Source: RefSeq, a predicted model, not a curated record